GAAAGCAGAACCAUUCCAGUUGUAAAAUGUAACUGACUAAAUGCAAUUUGACUAACAAAACGUGCCAAACACAGUAAUUAUGCUUUGUAUUUGCAUUGAAAUUCUGAAAAACUGUGAAUGGUUUAUUUUUAUUUUGCUACUUGGUCAAAAAAAUUCAUUUGUUCUAUAUUUGCAUACAUUCUGAACUUUCACAAUGAUUGUAUCUUUUUUUCUGCAAAAAAAAGCAUUACAGAGCUUUCAUUUAUGUAUGAUCUAAGUUUGAACAUAGUAUACUUGAAUGAGUGUUGUUAAAGAAGUUAAUUCUGAUACUCCAAAUAUGCCUAGGAAAUAUGCAAAGUCAAGUUCAAAGCUAAACAAAGCAGAUGUGCAGCUCAUGGACAGAGAAGAGCUGGAGGCUUGUGCUCUGCAGCUUCAUGCACACAAUGUACAACUCAAAGCUCUACUUCAACGCAACAUGGCAAAAAAUGAUCAGAAUAUCAAUAGCCAAGGAAGGAAGGAAGGAAAACCAUUCGACUUUGAAAACCGCCAUAUUCACAGGCACACUAGCCGCCAUAUUCUGCUGAAGUUUGCAUACCUGGGUUGGGACCACCAAGGCUAUGCUGUGCAAGAAGACUCACAUAGGACCAUUGAAGCAGACCUAUUCGAAGCACUCCUCAAAACCAAGCUCAUCAAGAGUAGGGAGACAUCUAAUUACCAUAGGUGUGGACGGACUGAUAAAGGAGUGAGUGCAUUCAGCCAAGUGAUUUCCAUCACCGUGCGCAGCCAACUGCCUGCUACAGCUGCUGCUCAGGCUGCUCUCAGCCAUGAGCUGCAGUACGUGCAGAUGCUCAACAGAGUGCUCCCUGAACACAUCCGAAUGCUGGCGUGGAGCCCCGUGAACGAGGGCUACUCGGCUCGCUUUGACUGCCAGUCACGGACGUACAAAUAUUUCUUCCCUCUGGGGGCCCUCGAUGUGCAGCGUAUGCGCGAUGCGGCGGAGCUCAUGAUCGGCCAUCACGAUUUCCGUAAUUUCUGCAAAAUGGACGUAGGAAAUGGAGUGGUUAAUUUUGAGCGCAACAUAGACAGCAUUAGCAUCGACAUCCUUGGGAACUCCAGUGAAGCAGAGAACAGUUUAGAGCACAGCGGCGCUGCACGGUUACAGAACAGCUACUCUCGGCUUCGUCAAAACUUGGAUGCAAUAAGAAGGAUGGAUUUUGAUGACACACAACAAAGUCAGAGAGACGUUGGCGUUCCCGUGGGCAGUGCCAGCGGCGAUGAUUGUGAAACCAAUUCGACUUUAAGCAAUCAAAAUGCCUGUGAAUCAAAUAAUAUCAAUAAUAAAGUAAAUGAAGUCAAUGGAAAAAAUGAUAAUACUGAACUCAUUUCAAACAGCAUCGAAGACGUGAGUAAAACAGUGAGCUAUAAGGGUGAUAAAAAGAGGAGUAGCCAUGACAGUGAGAGCGGUUCUCUGCUGUGUAGUCCUGUUGCCGAGUUCGGUGAGGUGACGGCUGGUGCCGGCUACAGGAUGUGCGUUGCCUCAAUCACUGGGAAUGCCUUCCUCUGGCACCAGGUGAGGGCUAUCAUGUCCGUGCUGUUCCUGGUCGGGCUGGGCAAGGAAGAAGCGUCAAUUGUGACGGAAUUAUUAAAUAUACAGAAAAAUCCUCGCAAGCCUCAGUAUCAGCUCGCCAGUGAAGUACCUCUGUGUCUUUUCUACACCCAAUUCCCUGACGUUCAGUGGCAGUUCUCAGCGGCUGCACUGCGCGGCGUGCAAGCUCACUUCCAGAGAUGCUGGGCCCAGCACUCGAUACGGAGCACAAUGUUGAAAUACAUGUUGGAUGAGGUGCAGCGUGAGUGCCACAACAUGAAUGUUACGGAUGUAGUAUUGCAGCAACACGCCAUCGUAGCGAACAUUCACUCCAAGCAACAUCAGCCUCUGAUGCAGCGCAAAACUUGCAAGAGUCUGGAGAACCGAGUUGUACAUUUCGUGAAGCGUAGGCGUCUGGCCCCCAGUCUGCUCAGUGUAACAAACCCCAGUGCGGUUAAAGACAAGGACCUCAAGGGGCAGAGGGAUGUGGACCUAAGGGUGCUGGAGGAGCCCAGGUCUCUGGAUGCCGAAGCUCGGGCGCCCGACGAAGAAAACGCAGAACAUGUCAGCUGUAAGGAGUUAACAGCGCACGUAAAUAAUCACUGAACCAA
This is a messenger RNA of Hyalella azteca, 2175 nucleotides long. RefSeq names its product tRNA pseudouridine(38/39) synthase. Gene Ontology annotation, biological process: mRNA pseudouridine synthesis; tRNA pseudouridine synthesis. The transcript is spliced from 9 exons. Gene Ontology annotation, molecular function: pseudouridine synthase activity; RNA binding. NCBI's taxonomy places the organism in Eukaryota, Metazoa, Arthropoda, Malacostraca, Amphipoda, Hyalellidae. The record is from RefSeq and is a predicted model, not a curated record. Gene Ontology annotation, cellular component: nucleus; cytoplasm. Bases 278 to 2170 code for a protein of 630 amino acids.